AUGGCCAAAAUUGCCAUCGUCAUUUAUUCAAUGUACGGUCAUAUCGCAAAGAUGGCCGAAGCUGCAAAAAAGGGCAUCGAAGAAGAUGGAGGGAGCGCUACCAUCAUGCAGGUCCCUGAGACUCUUCCCCAGGAAGUCCUAGAGAAGAUGCACGCACCUCCGAAACCGGCCUAUCCGGUUGCUUCUCCGGCUGACCUCGUUGACUAUGACGGCAUCCUGCUAGGCAUUUCUACUCGCUAUGGUGGAUUCCCUGCACAGUUCAAGUCCUUCUGGGACGCCUCGGGGCAGCUCUGGCAGGCAGGUGCUUUGUGGGGCAAGUAUGCUGGUGCCUUCGUCUCGACAGGUGGUCCUGGAGGUGGACAAGAGUCGACAUACUUUUCUAUUUUGACCACGCUUGUGCACCAUGGCCUCGUCUUUGUUCCCUUGGGAUACAAGCAUACAAAUGCUCUCUGGAACGCAAACUUUAACGAGCUGCACGGCGGUUCGCCGUUUGGUGCCGGAACCUUUGCUGGAGACGGCACACGCCAACCCAGCGAGCUAGAACUCAACGUUGCUUCGAUUCAGGCUCGUGAGUUCCAUAAGAUUGUCGCCAAACACCCGGCUCCUGCUGCAGCUGCACCUGCUCCCGCGACUGAGUCGACAGAGAAGGCGAAGCCUGUUGCCAAAGAGGCUACUACUACAUCAAAUCACAAGGCAGAGCCUUCGAAGAACUCGACGGCGACCACCGACUCGAAACCCAAGAAGAGGCGUAGUAUCUUUGCGAAGAUUGCGGGUCUCAAGGAGUAG
Serendipita indica DSM 11827 is the source of this 786-nucleotide messenger RNA. Lineage: Eukaryota; Fungi; Basidiomycota; Agaricomycetes; Sebacinales; Serendipitaceae. The record is from the annotation of a GenBank genome assembly.